UAGAAAAAAAUAUAUAAAAGUCUUUGGUAUAUUUAAUGUUUGAUAAAAUAAACCGAGGGAAAACUGGUUCAGAUACGUCCAGGCUCCAUCGCUACCCUCUGCUCAGUUGCAACGAUGACAGGGGGAAACUGGUUCAGAUACGUCCCUUCCCGCCUCCACCUUCGCCGGUCCUUCUCUUCGGACUCUUUUCACCCGGCCACAUUUCAUCCUCCUCGAAGAGUUGUUGUCACUGGUAUUGGCAUGGUGACACCACUUGGCUGUGGGGUCAAAACUACUUGGAAGAGACUGAUAGAAGGUGAAUGUGGUGUAAGAGCAAUAACUAUUGAUGACUUGAAGAUGAAUGGUUUUGAUAGAGAAGUUCGGCUGUCAGCAUUUGAUCAGCUGACAUCAAAAGUUGCCGCGGCAGUGCCUUGUGGAACUAGCCCAGGGGAAUUCCACGACGAGUUGUGGCUCAAUUCCAAAGAGCAUAGAUCAGUUGCAAAGUUUAUAGGGUAUGCACUGUGUGCUACUGAUGAAGCCCUCAAGGAUGCUAAUUGGAUACCCUCCACCUUGGAUGAAAAGGAACGGACAGGAGUCUCCAUUGGUGCUGGGAUUGGAAGCAUCGUCGAUAUUAUGGAUGCAUCCAAAAUGAUAUGCGAGAAGAAUUUACGUCGGAUCAGUCCAUUUUUCAUCCCACGGAUACUUAUUAACAUGGCUUCAGGUCAUGUGAGCAUGAAAUAUGGGUUUCAGGGACCAAACCAUGCUGCAGUGACAGCUUGUGCUACGGGGGCUCAUUCAAUUGGAGAUGCUGCUAGGAUGAUUCAGUUUGGUGAUGUUGAUGUCAUGGUUGCUGGAGGGACAGAAGCCAGUAUUGAUGCUUUAUCUAUUGCAGGGUUUUGUAGGUUAAGAGCGUUGACUACCAAUUAUAAUUCUACACCACAAGAAGCUUCAAGGCCAUUUGAUUGUGACCGGGAUGGAUUUGUCAUCGGUGAGGGUUGUGGUAUUUGUGUGUUAGAGGAAUUGGAACAUGCAAAGAAGCGUGGGGCUAAGAUAUACGCUGAACUUCGUGGUUAUGGAAGCUCAGGUGAUGCAUAUCAUAUAACUCAACCACAUUUAGACGGGCGAGGUGCUGUUUUGGCAAUGAGUCGUGCUUUGAAGCAGUCUGGUCUUCGUCCUAACCAAGUGGACUACAUAAAUGCACAUGCAACAUCCACACCUUUGGGUGAUACUGUGGAAGCUAAUGCAAUCAAACAUGUAUUUUCCGAUUAUGCGGCUUCACAAGAUCUCGCCUUUUCCUCGACUAAGGGUGCGAUCGGGCAUUUACUUGGAGCAGCCGGAGCUGUAGAAGCUAUUUUCACUGUAUUGACGAUACACCAUGGAAUUGUGCCUUUGACACUCAACCUUAAAAAUCCGGACACCAUAUUUACUAAACAUUUCAUGCCAUUGACAACCUCAAAACAAAUAGAGGUUAAGGCUGCGUUGUCGAACUCGUUUGGUUUUGGGGGAACAAAUUCAUCUUUGCUUUUUGCUUCCGUUAACUAAUUGGGUUAGAAGCUUUCCUUGGCAAAAAUAAUAAUGCAUUUUUACCUCUGACCAAACUAACAACCAACUUUGUUUAUUGUAUUCUUUCUCUAGUAUAUGUGGGUUACUCACAUCCUCCCCAAACACUACUUGCAGGUAAGGUUUGUUUACACGCACCUUCCCCAUACCCUAGUUUUUGUGGGAUUUGGUUGCUUUGUUGUUGUAUAUGUCACUUCUAGUUAAGCAAUAUAUCAAUUUGCUUUAU
Messenger RNA from Cuscuta campestris, 1765 nucleotides. Lineage: Eukaryota; Viridiplantae; Streptophyta; Magnoliopsida; Solanales; Convolvulaceae. The record is from the annotation of a GenBank genome assembly.